AUGAGUAAGCGAAACAACAACAAGAGCCACCAUGGUAACGGCGGCAAUUUCAAGAACCAAAACAGAAACAACGUACACAAGCAUCACAAAUAUCAAGGUGGUCACAACAACCAGAGACCCGCACAACAUAAGCAACAGCCAGGCAAAAAGGUCGAAAAGGUCAACACAAGCAUCAAGGCACCCUUGUUUGACAAAUCCAAGCUGCUCUCCUCCUGGAAAAUCAAUCGCAGAGUUGGCCCUGGUUAUGUCAAUGGCCAGAAUACGUGCUUUUUGAAUUCAGUGCUGGAAUGUCUGACUUACACUCCACCAUUGGCACAACAAAUGUUGAGAGAGGAACAUCAAAAGCAGUGUCGUAUGGAUGGAUUUUGUGCUCUCUGUGCCAUGGAGUUGCAUGUGAGGCGCUGUUUGAAGGAUGAAAAGAGCUUCUCCAAGGGUGCUGCUAUUCUUCCUAGAUACUUUACAUCCAAUUUGCGAGCCCUUUCAAAAACAUUGCGCUUGGGUCGACAAGAAGAUGCACAUGAGUUUUAUAUGUUUAUGCUAUCCGCAUUUCAGAAGGCUUCCAUCCAAGGAUUAGGUAAAUUACCACCCAAAGUAGAGGAAACAGCUCUUGUGUAUCAGAUCUUUGGUGGCAAGCUUCGAUCACAACUCAAGUGUUACAGCUGUAAAGCAACAUCCGACAACUACGAAGCCUGUCUUGAUUUGAGUGUGGAUCUUACCAACAAGGCGGAUUCCCUGAAGAAAGCAUUUGAGAAUUUCAUCAAGGUGGAUGUGAUUGGCAGCGACGAUCCCAACAACCGAUACAAAUGCGACCACUGCAAACAAAUGGUCAAGGCAGGAAAGCAAAUGACGAUCAAUGAGCUCCCCAUGAUGCUUACUAUUCAUUUGAAGCGUUUUGCCUUUGACAUGUACCGUGGCUGUAUGAGCAAGAUUACAACGUUUGUGGAUUACCCAGAGACACUGGAUAUGGCACCUUAUACCAGUCAGGACAAGAAGAUAAAAAAGGCCGAGUACAAUCUGUAUGCUGUGCUAGUGCAUUAUGGUUAUAGCUGUGAUUCGGGCCACUAUUAUGCCUAUGUCAAAGCACCCAAUGGACAAUGGAAUCGAAUGGAUGAUGAAGAUGUGACACCUGUGUCUCUCAAAGAAGUGCUAUCGCAAACUGCCUAUAUGCUGUUCUAUCAACAAUCUUCCAUCACAACCACCGCCGAUAUUGCUAUACCAGCUGCUGCUCCACCCUCCAUCUCUACCACCAAAUUACCCGAGCAACUAUUACCCCUGGCGGUGUCCGAACCUAUCCCCAAAAAGGUGUUGGUAGAUAUCACAGCAAAGAAACCAUCCACACCCGAGAGAAGAGUCAAAUUUGUUGAUCAAUCUGCCGCCAUCUCAGAUAACCCUCGUGCUUGGACAGUGAGUUCAACAGAUAGACCUCGUAGAUCACUUCGCGGUAACCUGUCGCCCGAAACCUACUCUGCCAACGUGGGUGACAUUAGCGCAUGGAGCAUUCUUACAAAAGAACAGCUUCGAAAGAAACAGCAGGAAAAGAAAAGACGUCGUUUCCGCAUCAAAUUGGAGUCAAAAAAGAACCCUUGGGUUGUUGGCAAUCCUUAUUAA
Molecule: messenger RNA, 1608 nt
Organism: Mucor velutinosus
Lineage: Eukaryota; Fungi; Mucoromycota; Mucoromycetes; Mucorales; Mucoraceae
Exons: 3
Coding region: 1-1608 (535 amino acids)
Biological process (GO): protein deubiquitination
Cellular component (GO): cytosol; nucleus
Molecular function (GO): cysteine-type deubiquitinase activity
Source: RefSeq, a predicted model, not a curated record